UACAGAAAAAGGGCGGAGCCUCCAGGCAGUCUCUUGGCAACCGGAUCUGGCUGCCAAACCGCCAAACCUUGAGGCGCAAUGACCUCUGGGAAUUGUAGUUCAGUUGGAAGGGCCUUUUAGGAGCCUCGUGACUGCAGGCCCGCAGUCUGCGGACUACAACUCCCGAAAUCAACCAUGAGGGCGAAUGGGUGGGAAGGGCCCCCAGCGAGCUCAGACCGGGAUUCCAUGCUCCCCAGUGACAGCAGCGGCAGGAAGCUGGCGGGUGCUACUCCGGCGCCAAGGCCUCUGGUUCCCCGAAGGGCGACAUCGGACAUUUCCCUACGUAACUCCCAUCUCUGGGCCCCGAGUCUGUGCAUGGCGAAGUCCCCGGAGAACUCUACCCUGGAGGAGAUUCUAGGGCAGUAUCAACGGAGUCUCCGGGAACGUGCAAAUAGAAGCAUUCACCAACUGAAAUGUGCCCUGAGAGAAGGUGAUGUCACCGUUGGAGAAGAUGCUGCGGGUCCCAGUGUGGAAAAUGAGGAAAAUGAGGAAAAUGAGGACGCUGGGACUGCCUGGCAUGAACUGCGACACAGCCAUGCUGUUAAUCAGCUCAAAGCUUUGUUGCGCCAACAAGCAACUAAGGAAAGUGAGGUGUCUCCAUCAAGAAGGCGAAAAGUGUCCCCUCUGAGGGCGUCAGAAGAUGAGGAAGCCAACGUGCCUACCAUCCACAAUCUUGUUCCGAUCAUCAAUGACCAGUCUCAGUACAUUCAUCAUUUAGAGGCAGAAGUCAAGUUCUGCAAGGAGGAACUCUCUGGAAUGAAAAACAGGGUACAAGUAGUUGUGCUUGAAAAUGAAAGUCUCCAACAAGAGCUGAAAUCUCAAAGACAAGAGGAAGCAAUGAGGGAACAAACACUUCUGGAUGCAUCUGGAAACAUGCAGAAUUCUUGGAUUACAACAGGUGAAGAUUCUGGGGUGGGUGAAGCUGCCAAGAGAGGAUUCUCCCAUGGCGAUGCGGAUGUUGUCGUAGGUGCAUCUGCUGGGGAAGCUGAAAAAUGGAAACUGGAACUGGAGAGGCUGAAACUUACUUAUGAAGAAAAGACUGAAGUCCUAGAAUCUCAAUUGAAAUUUUUAAGGAAAGACUUAGCUGAAUAUCAGAAAAAUUGUGAAGAUCUUAAAGAGCGACUGAAGCAUAAAGAGUCUCUCCUCGCUGCGAAUACUUCUAACUGGGUUGGUGGCCUGUGUUUGAAAUGUGCUCAGCACGAAGCUGUUCUUUCCCAAACCCAUAAUAACGUUCACGUGCAGACCAUUGAAAGACUGACUAAGGAAAGAGAUGACUUAAUGUCCGCACUAGUUUCCGUCAGGAGCAUCUUGACAGACGUGCAGGAAAGAGAAGCCGGCGCUUAUGAGCAGGUGAAGCAAGCCGUGCAAGUGGCCGAGGAAGCCAAUUUCGAGAAGACCAAGGCUUUAAUCCAAUGUGAACAGUUGAAGAACGAACUGGAGAGGCAGAAAGAGCGACUUGAAAAAGAACUCGCAUCGCAGCAAGAAAAAAGGGCCUUUGAGAAAGAGAUGAUGAAAAAGGACCUAACAAAAGAAAAGGAGGACCUGGGAUCAAAGAUAUUGUCCCUGUCUCAAAAUAUUGCCCAACUGGAGGUCCAGGUUGAAAAGGUUACAAGAGAGAAGAUUUCAGCUAUUAAUCAACUAGAGGAAAUUCAAAACCAGCUUGCUUCCAAGGAAAUGGAUGUCACAAAGGUGUGUGGGGAAAUGCGCUAUCAGUUGAAUAAAACCAAAAUGGAGAAGGAUGAGGCAGAGAAGGAGCACAGAGAGUACAGAGCAAAAACUAAAAGGGAUCUUGAAAUGAAAGAUCAGGAAAUAGAGAAAUUGAGAUUAGAAGUCAGUGAAAGCAAACAGCACUUGGAACGGGAGCAGCAGAAGGCAGCCGGGGCCAGAGAGGAGUGCCUGCAACUGACAGAUCUGCUGAGCGAGUCGCAGCACCAACUGCACCUCACCAGACUGGAAAAAGAUAGCAUUCAGCAGAGGCUUAGCAACGAAGCAAAGGCCCAAGCCCUUCAGGCCCAGCAAAGGGAGCAGGAGCUGACACAGAAGAUACAGCAAAUGGAGGCCCAGCAUGACAAAACUGAAAAUGAACAGUAUUCACUGCUGACCUCCCAGAAUACAUUUUUGACAAAGUUAAAGGAAGAGUGCUGUGCAUUAGCCAAGAAACUGGAACAAAUCUCCCAAAAAAGCAGAUCUGAAAUAGCUCAGCUCAGUCAAGAGAAAAGGUAUACGUAUGACAAACUGGAAAAGUUACAGAGAAGAAAUGAUGAAUUGGAGAAACAGUGUGUCCAACAUGGGAGACUACAUGAGAUAAUGAAGCAAAGGCAAGCCUGAGUGCCGUACUCUCUGGAUGCCUGAGACUCUUCCUCAGGACAAGCUCCGUGACAUGCCACACCCAGAGACCGCUACUCCAUUCCUCCGGGACCCUACAGCAGUCAGUAGUUAUUUCUAUUUUUCUUAUUCCUUCAUUUUUUCUUCAUUAAUUUGCAAGCUUACUGCAAAUAGGUUUCCUGUCUUCUGUAGAAACAACAAAUUAUCAUAAGGAAAGAACAGUGGCUAGGGAGCAGAAGCUCAGGGUUUAUGUCACCUGCCAACAUAGGAUUUUGGACAGGCUUAAGUAAGCUCUUUGAGCCUUAAUUUCCUUAUCCGUGAAAUGGGGAUUAAAGACCAUGUAAAAUAAUUAUGAGGAUCAAAUCAGAUCCUAGGUAUGAAAACUGGGGGAGGGGGAAACUCUGCACUAUAUAAAUGUAGCAUUAUUAUGAGAUCAGCUGUCUUACAGUCAUGGUGUCAUGGAAUCCCAGUGCGUCUUAGGCAGUUGGGACUUGGUGAUCUCUGACACAAGACCGUAGUUUUGUAAUUAAAGCAGCAGAGAGGCCGUAUGGAAUGCAACUAUUACAUCAGUACUAUUAAGAUAGUAUUCUUGUCUUCUGUGUUUUAGAGGGGCAAACUGAGACUCCUAAAGGUUAUGUGACUUACCAUGGUCACCAUUGUCACUUAGCUAAUGCAUAGUGGUAGGGCCGAUCUAGAAAUGCAGGGCCAUCCAACACCAGAGUUCAUACUGCAGUACCUCUGCAAGGGUCCCCCGCCAGCCAGCAUCUGAGCUAGGGCUGGUCCCCAGGACCCCGGAGUCCUGAGCUGUGAAGCUCCCUGGCAGAUUUCCCCAUUCCAACCUGUGAGUGACAGUGUGACAUCUAAAAGUCAAAUUCUCUGCUAGGGGCUCUUCAGGCUGAUGUGCCUAGAGCCCCCCACCCCCACCCCCCACCUGUUACAGCAAGACUAAAUGAGUUUUUGAAAAGAUUUUUUAAUUACCAGUGGAGCAUAUGGUGCAUAGUGGUUAAGAACAUGCAGUUUCUGAAGCCUUCUGCCUGGGUUCUAAUCCCAGCCCCAUUGCUGAACAGGCUGUCACUCCUCUUGGGCAAGGCACUCCUCUCUCAGUGACUCAGUGUCCUCAUCCAUAAAAGGAGGGGAGAAUGUAUCCCCCACCGCUCCCCGCCUUGGGUUGUUCUGAGACUGACAGGAGCUUCAGGUCUGCUACUGCAAUGUAUGUUUUUGUUAAAGAAAAUAAUUCAUUCUUGGGUCUUAUUUUGCAAUUCCAAUUAAAUAGUAGGCCAUCGCUAACUAAAAAAUAAAUCAAAGGAAAAGAAAAACCCAAAAUAGCAGGCUUCCCUUGAACACUAGCUGGGCUCUGCUGAUGAGAUGGCCGAACCUUCCAUUUUCUCAGGAGAUACUCAGUUUUAGGCUGCUUUUUGUGGGGUUAUGUUCCGAGGCAGACCUGGCUGAGGCAGGGUGGUUUAUCUGCUGGUCGGAGAGCUCACAGGGCAGUCUCAGGAAGAGCUGGAGCCUCAGCCUGGCAGGCAGGACGCGUGCAUUUGCAAGCCGGGCGCCCAGCCCCUUGGGCACCAGGCUUUUGUGCUCUUUUAGCUCUGAUGUUGCACAAAAGAUUGCAAUCUAGAAUCAAUCGAACAUGAUGAAUGGACUCCUUUGUGGGAUUCCAUGUUGUUUUUAACAUUUCUUUGGUAAUUUUGAACAAAAUAACUUCGGAAGUGAUUACACAAGGAACAAUGUCUUUAGACCCUUUAAAGCGUUUUCCUUUGUUUAGUUGAACAUGUACAUUUAGGGGGUAAAGCAAGUUCGUGCAUUGUUCUCGCCAUGCAUAACAUGCAGACUGCUCGCUGGUGGUGGAAAUGUAACAGAUUUAAAGAGCAUGUUUGGUUUUCUGAUAAUAUCCUGAUGAUAUACGGUGAUUUUCUGGGCCUUUGUUUUCCAGAAAUUAAUUGGUUAAAAAAAUUGUUACUCUCUUUGAAAUGUUUGUGUGUGUAUGAACAUGAUAAGCAGAACCAUUUUCUCCUUAUCAUCCAUGAAAAGUAUGUGACAGUUUAAAAAGCAGGUAUUUUAAAGUUUAUUUAUUUUGAGAGAGAGAGAGAGA
Molecule: messenger RNA, 4459 nt
Organism: Panthera uncia (snow leopard)
Lineage: Eukaryota; Metazoa; Chordata; Mammalia; Carnivora; Felidae
Gene: SDCCAG8
Product: SHH signaling and ciliogenesis regulator SDCCAG8
Exons: 17
Coding region: 175-2367 (730 amino acids)
Biological process (GO): tube formation; neuron migration; centrosome cycle
Cellular component (GO): centrosome; centriole
Source: RefSeq, a predicted model, not a curated record